AUGUCUAACGUGGCACCCUCUGCCUUGAGACAGGCGUCUCGGGUUUACGCACGACGCCUGUCGUCGUCCAACAGCCUCCUGAGGCAUUCGCCGCCCUUGCGGGUUCUGGCUGGACCCGGUCGGUCGACUGCCUCCAAGCGCUGCUAUGUCUCUGAAACGAAGCCUGGUAGCGCUCAGGUUAACGUCGACGCUGCCAUCAAAGCCGAGCAGAAGGCUUUCGUGAACCAGACGGGCGUGCAGCCGAAGGAUGUUCCGCUGCCGGGCUCUGCCGUAGCGGGUGAUGCCUCGAUGAGCCCAUCAGCUGGUAUCCUGAAGCACGCCACUAUCAUGGAUGAGGGCACUCGUCCCAUCUACCUCGACAUGCAGGCAACCACGCCUCUGGACCCUCGCGUCCUCGAUGCGAUGCUUCCCUUCCUUACGGGCCUUUACGGCAACCCUCACUCCCGCACACAUGCCUACGGUUGGGAGACGGAAAAGGCCGUUGAGGAGGCGCGAUCGCACGUCGCCAGUCUCAUUGGGGCCGAUCCCAAGGAGAUCAUCUUCACAAGUGGAGCCACCGAGAGUAACAACAUGAGCAUCAAGGGUGUUGCUCGAUUCUUCGGUCGCUCCGGCAAGAAGAAGCACAUCAUCACUUCCCAGACAGAGCACAAGUGUGUUCUCGAUAGCUGCCGACAUCUUCAGGACGAGGGAUUCGAUGUCACAUACCUUCCCGUGCAGAGCAAUGGACUGAUUAAGAUGGAAGACCUCGAGGCCGCCAUUCGUCCGGAUACGGCGUUGGUCAGCAUCAUGACGGUCAACAACGAGAUUGGUGUCAUCCAGCCGGUCGAGGAAAUCGGUAAACUCUGUCGUUCCAAGAAGAUCUUCUUCCACACGGAUGGCGCUCAAGCGGUUGGAAAGAUCCCGAUUGAUGUCAACAAGUGGAACGUGGACCUGAUGUCCAUCUCCGGCCACAAGAUCUACGGUCCCAAGGGUAUCGGAGCCUGCUAUGUUCGCCGUAGGCCCAGAGUCCGUCUUGACCCCAUCAUCACCGGUGGUGGUCAGGAGAGAGGUCUGCGCAGCGGUACUCUCGCGCCUCAUGAGGUGGUUGGUUUUGGCGAAGCCUGUCGCAUCGCCAAGGAGGAUAUGGAGUAUGACACCAAGCACGUCCAACGCUUGUCGAAGCGUCUGCUGGACGGUCUUCUCUCCAUGGAACACACUUCGUUGAACGGUGAUCCCGACAGACACUACCCGGGUUGCGUCAACGUCUCCUUCGCCUACAUCGAGGGCGAGUCCCUGCUGAUGGCGUUGAAGGAUAUUGCGCUGUCGUCGGGCAGUGCCUGCACAUCGGCCUCCCUGGAGCCCAGUUACGUGCUGCGGGCGCUGGGCAGCAGUGACGAGAGUGCUCACAGCAGUAUCCGCUUUGGCAUUGGCCGAUUCACGACGGAGUCAGAGAUUGACUACGUGCUGCAGGCCGUUCGGGACCGAGUGCACUUCCUUCGUGAGCUGAGCCCACUGUGGGAGCUGGUCCAGGAGGGUAUCGACCUGAACACCAUCCAGUGGAGUGCGCACUAA
Messenger RNA from Paecilomyces variotii, 1551 nucleotides. RefSeq names its product putative tRNA splicing protein. Lineage: Eukaryota; Fungi; Ascomycota; Eurotiomycetes; Eurotiales; Thermoascaceae. Gene Ontology annotation, molecular function: cysteine desulfurase activity; pyridoxal phosphate binding. The transcript has 2 exons. The record is from RefSeq and is a predicted model, not a curated record. Bases 1 to 1551 code for a protein of 516 amino acids. Gene Ontology annotation, cellular component: mitochondrion; cytosol; nucleus. Gene Ontology annotation, biological process: [2Fe-2S] cluster assembly.